AAGUCUCCAAAACAAUAUACAUUCAAAUUCCAAUCUGUUAUAAUACUGACCACCAAUUUUCAAAACAAUAGAGACCACCCUAUUCUUGCCUAAUAAUACAUUCCAUUAUGGGCAAAUUUGGUGCUGCAAAUUCGAAUGUUGCUCUUUCAACUCCACUCCACAGAACCUAUGUCCCCAGAUACCAAAACUGCAGCAGAUGGAAUAGUGGCAAUGAUAUCAUUUUCAGUAGCCAAAACAAGCCUCUAAAACUCAGAUGGACUAGUAGCACAGAUUUGAGAAGCAAUCUUAGCAGCAAUGGGAACUUGUUGUCGAUUACGCUGUUGAAUAAAUAUAGUGUAAAGCUGAGAGCUGUUUCAGAAGAAGGAGAGGAGAAUGCAGUGGUGGCAGCAGCAGCCGCUGCCAUAAAGAGUGACUGGGCCAGCACUUUGCAACUUGUAGUAAUGUUUGGACUAUGGUAUUCAUUCAACAUCUACUUCAAUAUCUACAACAAACAGGUCCUAAAGGCCUUCCCAUAUCCAGCAACCUUAACUGCACUGCAAUUCGGGUGUGGGACGCUCAUGGUUCUCAUAAUGUGGGGUUUCAAUCUUCAUCCAACACCGAAGCUGAAGAGAUCACAGGUUGUUCCGGUCCUGACACUGGGUUUAAUUCAUACAAUUGGGAAUGUACUGACUAACAUUAGUCUUGGAAAAGUUAAUGUUUCAUUCACUCACACCAUCAAAGCAAUGGAACCGUUCUUCACUGUCAUGCUUUCCUUCCUUUUCUUAGCCCAGAGACCAACACUGUGGGUAGUCUCUUCUCUUGUGCCUAUAGUAGGUGGUGUGGCAUUGGCAUCAACGACUGACACUUCAUUUAACUGGAUAGGCUUUAGCACAGCAAUGGCUUCCAAUGUCACUAAUCAAUCACGUAAUGUGCUUAGCAAAAUGUUCAUGAUUCGUGAUAAGGAUGGUCUGGACAACAUCAAUCUCUUCUCGCUCAUGACAAUAAUUUCUUUUGCACUACUAGUACCUACUGCAAUACUAACUGAGGGCGUCAGGUUUACUCCUGCCUACCUGCAGCAGUAUACCACAAACCAGGGGCUAAAUCUGAAGGAUUUACUUCUCAAAGCCAUUUUUACUGGGAUAUGCUUCCACAGUUAUCAACAGAUUUCAUAUAUGAUACUACACAAGGUAUCAGCAGUGACACAUGCAGUGGCAAAUUGUGUGAAAAGAGUUGUGUUAAUAGUUGCAUCAGUUAUUUUCUUCCGGACGCCUGUUUCUCCUGUAAAUGCCCUUGGAACGAGUUUGGCUUUAGCUGGAGUCUUCAUGUACUCCAGAGCAAAGCUGAUCAAGCCAAAACCAAAGAAUGCAUGAAUUGAAUGAUCAACUAUUAACAUCUUCAUCUUACCUGGUGUUCACAAGAGGAGUUAGAGCAUCCAAUUUUAGUUCUAUACUGAUUUGUUAAUGGAUGGUAAUAAAUAUCUAAGCAUGAUUAUCAAAAUGUUAAAAAAUAUAUAGCUAGUGAUGUUUCCAUGCAUGAUUAUUGAUGCAUGUAAUAAUGUAAAAUGUGGAAGAAAAAAUUCAGACAAAUUGAUAA
Molecule: messenger RNA, 1572 nt
Organism: Daucus carota subsp. sativus
Lineage: Eukaryota; Viridiplantae; Streptophyta; Magnoliopsida; Apiales; Apiaceae
Product: phosphoenolpyruvate/phosphate translocator 2, chloroplastic
Exons: 9
Coding region: 108-1349 (413 amino acids)
Biological process (GO): transmembrane transport
Cellular component (GO): Golgi apparatus; membrane
Molecular function (GO): antiporter activity
Source: RefSeq, a predicted model, not a curated record